AACCAAACACGCCCUAACGAAUUAGAGCAUCUCAGAGAACCUCGAGUAUAAAUAUCCCUUAGGAGACCCAAAGAAAACCCUAAAGCAGAGCCGCCUCUCUCUAUCUCUUGCACUCAUUUUGCAGCCUCUGCUCGGCUGAAUCCCAAGCCUCCCUCCGUUCAAGAUGAAGUUCAAUAUCGCGAACCCAACCACUGGCUGCCAGAAGAAGAUUGAAAUCGACGAUGACCAGAAGCUGCGGGUAUUUUAUGAUAAGAGGAUCUCGCAGGAGGUCUCCGGAGAUGCCCUUGGUGAUGAAUUUAAGGGUUAUGUGUUCAAGAUUAUGGGAGGUUGUGACAAGCAAGGGUUUCCAAUGAAACAGGGAGUGUUAACUCCUGGUCGUGUCCGUCUCUUGCUUCACAGAGGGACACCUUGCUUCCGCGGAUACGGAAGGCGCAAUGGAGAGAGGAGGAGAAAGUCUGUGCGUGGUUGUAUUGUCAGCCCUGACCUUUCUGUUUUGAACUUGGUUAUUGUGAAGAAAGGUGAGAGUGACCUUCCAGGGUUGACUGAUAUGGAGAAACCGAGAAUGAGGGGUCCGAAGAGGGCAUCUAAAAUCCGUAAACUCUUCAACCUUUCCAAGGAGGAUGAUGUUCGGAAGUACGUCAAUACCUACCGCAGAACAUUCACAAACAAGGCUGGGAAGAAGAUUAGCAAAGCUCCAAAGAUUCAGAGAUUGGUUACCCCGUUGACUUUGCAGAGGAAGCGAGCUAAGAUUGCAGAGAAGAAGAAGAGAAUUGCAAAAGCCAAGACUGAGGCAGCAGAGUACCAGAAGCUCCUUGCUAGCAGGUUGAAGGAACAAAGGGAAAAGCGAAGUGAGAGCUUAGCCAAGAAAAGGUCAAGGCUCUCUGCUGCUUCUAAGCCAUCUAUUGCGGCUUAGAGGUCUUGGUUCUUAAGGAAACUGCAUUUGAUUUUGAAGUCUGGAUAAUUGUUAGUUACUAUGAGAUGGUUUUCCUUGAUGUGUUGAUGGUUUCAGCUACCUGGCCCUAGUCCAUUUUGAGACUUAAUGGUUCCUUUGAGAAACUUUUGGUGAUUUUGAGUUUGUAGUUUGGAGCACUUGGCUUUGAACCGAGUGUGAACAAUGUUAUGCAGUUCUGAAUUAGGUUGGUUGCAAUAGUACGACUUAUAAGUUUAUGCUUUCUGUGGGCAAUUCUUAAUGGAACUUGACAAGUUUUGUUUUUCUUUUA
This is a messenger RNA of Rhododendron vialii, 1220 nucleotides long. RefSeq names its product small ribosomal subunit protein eS6. Gene Ontology annotation, cellular component: ribosome. NCBI's taxonomy places the organism in Eukaryota, Viridiplantae, Streptophyta, Magnoliopsida, Ericales, Ericaceae. The record is from RefSeq and is a predicted model, not a curated record. Gene Ontology annotation, molecular function: structural constituent of ribosome. Gene Ontology annotation, biological process: translation. The transcript is spliced from 6 exons. The coding region runs from base 164 to 913 and encodes 249 amino acids.